Phycodurus eques (leafy seadragon) is the source of this 2462-nucleotide messenger RNA. Its product is annotated as tandem C2 domains nuclear protein. Bases 82 to 1470 code for a protein of 462 amino acids. The transcript has 12 exons. The record is from RefSeq and is a predicted model, not a curated record. Gene Ontology annotation, cellular component: nucleus. Lineage: Eukaryota; Metazoa; Chordata; Actinopteri; Syngnathiformes; Syngnathidae.
CUCUCGCCUGGACUCGACUGGCUUGGAGGCGCAACAACAACAACAAAAAUCCUUCAAUGAAAAAGCAUACACAGUCCGGGCAUGGAGUGCAUCAAAAACUGCUGCAAGAGGCUCGUUAAAAAGCGAGGGAAGGAGCCGGAGGAGACGCAAGGCGUUGCGGUGCAGAUGCCCAUCGGCAGCGCAGCAGCCCCCAACAGAUGGGGGGUUGGCGAAGACUACCUACUGUCCAGGAUGCCCGCUAACGGCAAGGAGGUCCCAUUUGUCCUGGCCACCUUGAAGGCAUCGUAUGUGCAGCUGGGAGCGGCCACGUACCCCGACCUCCAGUACGGGAUGCCCGGUCCGGCCCGCUGCACGUACGCUCAGAGGAAGGCCGAGCUCCUGACCCCCACCGCUCCGUUAGUGUACAGCUGCGAGUCCAACCUGCGCGCCGUCGCUAUAGCCGAGGGUCCUGAGAGGGCCUCGUCGGGCCAGAACCCCCGAGACAUUGGGAGCAACAAAAACUCCUCAGGUGUUGAUGAGCGAUUAAGUCAGUCCACGUUCGAGCUCGACAGCUCUCACGAUCGUCACAAGCAGAGCUUCAAUUCCAUAUCCAGUUUCCUCAGCACUCCGCCCUCCAUCACUGACUCAAUUAAAAGCAGCACAGAGUCUUUCUCACUGUUGGGUGACGACCUAGGGAGGUUGUGUGUCCGACUGAGUUACCAGGAGGAGAUGGAGCAGGUGUGGAUCACCCUGGACCAGUGUUCACAACUCAACCUGCCAGUGAACGAAGCACAAAAGCCAAAGAUCCGAAUCAAAGGUGUCAUCACACUUCCCAAACCGGUCCACUUCAAGACCUCCACCAAGGAAUACUCUCAGCAUGUAUCCUUCAUGGAGACCUUUGUGUUCACGCUGAGCCUCCAGACCCUAUGCCACAGCGCUCUGCUGCUGAAGCUGCAGACGCGCGGGGCCAAGAAGCGCACGGCGGCCGAGUGCGUCAUGUCGCUGCGGCGGCUCGGCCCGCAAGAGACGGAGUGGUGGCUGAGCCUCGGCGCCCCGGGCAUGUCCUCCGCGGGAGGAUGCGAGCUCCAUUUGGCGACCUGCUUCCAGCCCGUCUGCAGACGCCUGCAAGUCCGAGUCCUCGCCGCCCAAAACCUGCCGGCCUGCUCCUCGCCCCUCCCGCCAGGGUACACGGUGACUGUGGAAAUACACGGAGCCGACCGGCCGCCGACCAAGAUGAAGACGCGAGUGCUCAAGGCCCACAGGGGGCAGUGUCAGUGGGACGCCACGUUUUUCUUGGACUUGGACGACCUGGACCCGGCCGCGUGCACGCUCUCAAUCAAAGUCUUCAGCUGCAGCUCGGUCAAGAGGAAGCAGUGUGUCGGACAGGUCCAGCUGGGAUUGGACGCACCCACGCAGGAAGCCGCCGAGCAGUGGAAAGAAACCGUGGAAUAUCCCGAGAAAGUGGUGGCGGCGUGGCAUACUGUGACAUAAAGUCACCUUUUGUUGCACACGUGGAAUGGGAUCGGUUGGUCUAAUUCACUUAUUAACGUUUUGGAGUUAUUGGUCAUUCUAAUGACUGACUGGUUCAAGGCCUUGGUCUGCCUACUGCACUUGAGUUAUUGGUCACGAACAGGCUCAUGUUAUCGGUCGGUCUAAUUCACUUAUUAGAAGUUUGGUGUUAUUGGUCAUUCUAAUGACUUACUGACUGCCUCGAGGCAUUGGUCGUCCUGCUACACUUGAGUUAUUGGUCAGUCUAAUACUUACUAACAGGUUCAUGUUAUCGGUCGUUGUAAUAACUUACUAAUCGGCUGAAUCUAUUGGUGAGUUUAAUACUAACAGUUUGAGUUAUUGGUCGUUCUAAUAGACUUAUGAAGUAGAUUUUGAAACAUUUCAUUCCCUUGUCACUUAAAUAUUGUGUGUACUAUUUUUUGGUUGUAACUUAUUGAAGAUCGUGUUCAUUUGUUUUUGUGUAACAUGCAAACCUUUGCACUUUUUAACAUUUUUUUUUUUGUAUUUAAUAUUUGUAUUAGUUUUGCGCAAUUAAGCAUAGGCGUCAUUGUGUAUGUUUGAGCCGGACAAGAGGUUACGGACACGCCGUCGGCGGGACUUUGACGGGAAGCGUUAGUCACGCGUCGGCGGCCAUAAAGGGACCAGGACACGUCUUUGUCGUAAAAGAGGUCAACAACGGCAAAUCAAAGCGCCAAUUUCAGCUUCAUUUGAGAUUUUGGGAAAUGGGCACCAAUCAUUGCACAAGAAUGGCGACGGUGCAGAUGGCCAAACGAGAGUGACGCAGCACAAAAUGGCGGAGCGCUCUUUUGCAAGCGUGACACCGGGACAGCCACCAGAGAGCCUCGCACUCGUCUACACCGGAUAAUUGCUUCCAUUUAUGUUUACUUUUGUCUCAAAAGUGUAACGUGAGACAAUAAAGAACUGAUUCACUUUUGUUAUUAAAUCAUGAUCUUUGAUCCCUUUUUUUAUUUCAA